This is a messenger RNA of Alligator mississippiensis (American alligator), 2745 nucleotides long. RefSeq names its product protein phosphatase 2 scaffold subunit Aalpha (gene PPP2R1A). The record is from RefSeq and is a predicted model, not a curated record. Lineage: Eukaryota; Metazoa; Chordata; Crocodylia; Alligatoridae. Gene Ontology annotation, cellular component: protein phosphatase type 2A complex; cytoplasm. The coding region runs from base 37 to 1806 and encodes 589 amino acids. Gene Ontology annotation, molecular function: protein binding; protein phosphatase regulator activity. The transcript is spliced from 15 exons. Gene Ontology annotation, biological process: protein dephosphorylation.
CCCGCGGCUCUUCAGUAGCUGGAGCCGGGAGCAAAGAUGGCGGCGGCCGACGGCGACGACUCGCUCUACCCCAUCGCGGUGCUGAUCGACGAGCUCCGCAACGAAGACGUACAGCUCCGGCUGAACAGCAUCAAGAAGCUGUCGACCAUCGCGCUGGCGCUGGGCGUGGAGCGCACCCGCAGCGAGCUCCUCCCCUUCCUCACAGACACUAUCUACGAUGAAGAUGAAGUGCUGCUGGCACUGGCCGAGCAGCUGGGCACCUUCACCGCCCUUGUCGGGGGGCCCGAGUAUGUGCACUGCCUGCUGCCACCGCUGGAGAGCCUGGCAACAGUGGAGGAGACCGUGGUGCGGGACAAGGCAGUGGAGUCCCUGCGGGCCACGUCCCAUGAGCACUCGCCGGCUGACCUGGAGGCUCAUUUCGUGCCCCUAGUGAAGCGCCUAGCGGGUGGCGACUGGUUCACAUCCCGUACCUCAGCCUGCGGCCUCUUCAGCGUCUGCUACCCCCGCGUGUCCAGCGCCGUCAAGGCUGAGCUGCGCCAGUACUUCCGGAACCUGUGCUCAGAUGACACGCCCAUGGUGCGCCGUGCGGCCGCCUCCAAACUGGGCGAGUUCGCCAAGGUGCUGGAGCUGGAGCAUGUCAAGAGCGAGAUCAUCCCCAUGUUCUCCAGCCUGGCCUCUGACGAACAGGACUCGGUGCGCCUGCUGGCCGUGGAGGCCUGUGUCAACAUUGCCCAGCUGCUGCCGCAGGAGGACCUGGAGUCGCUGGUGAUGCCGACACUACGGCAGGCGGCAGAAGACAAAUCCUGGCGGGUGCGGUACAUGGUGGCCGACAAAUUCACCGAGCUCCAGAAAGCCGUGGGCCCUGAGAUCACCAAGACGGACCUGGUUCCAGCCUUUCAGAACCUCAUGAAGGACUGUGAGGCCGAAGUGCGAGCUGCUGCCUCCCACAAGGUCAAAGAAUUUUGUGAGAACCUGUCACCUGACUGCCGGGAGAACGUCAUCAUGACCCAGAUCCUGCCCUGCAUAAAGGAGCUGGUGUCGGAUGCCAAUCAACACGUCAAGUCGGCACUGGCUUCAGUGAUCAUGGGGCUCUCGCCCAUCCUGGGCAAGGACAACACGGUGGAGCACCUGCUGCCCCUCUUCCUGGCCCAGCUCAAGGAUGAGUGCCCCGAGGUGCGGCUCAACAUCAUCUCCAACCUGGACUGUGUGAACGAGGUGAUCGGCAUCCGGCAGUUGUCGCAGUCGCUGCUCCCGGCCAUCGUGGAGCUGGCUGAGGACGCCAAAUGGCGCGUGCGCCUGGCCAUCAUCGAGUACAUGCCCCUACUGGCCGGGCAGCUGGGUGUGGAGUUUUUCGACGAGAAGCUGAACUCGCUGUGCAUGGCCUGGCUGGUGGAUCAUGUUUAUGCCAUCCGGGAAGCGGCCACCAGUAACUUAAAGAAAUUGGUGGAGAAAUUUGGCAAGGAUUGGGCCCACGCCACCAUCAUCCCCAAGGUGCUGGCCAUGGCUGGGGAUCCCAACUACCUACACCGCAUGACCACGCUCUUCUGCAUCAAUGUGCUGUCAGAGGUGUGCGGCCAGGAGAUCACCACCAAGCACAUGCUGCCCACGGUGCUGCGGAUGGCAGCAGAUGCUGUCGCCAAUGUGCGCUUCAAUGUGGCUAAGUCCUUGCAGAAGAUCGGCCCCAUAUUGGACAACAGCACGCUGCAGAACGAGGUGAAGCCCGUGCUGGAGAAGCUGACGCAGGACCAAGAUGUGGAUGUCAAGUACUUUGCCCAGGAGGCCCUGACAGUGCUGGCCCUGGCCUGAAGCUGAGGACUCCUUCCCACCCUCCAGGGAUCUCCAGGCUCCGCCCCUUCCCCCAUUGGCUCCUCCCAUCUCCAUGCAUGUGGAUGACUUCUCCCCCUUCCCUGUCUGGCCACCAGGGGGAGCAGCAGCAUCAACCCUGACCCCCAACUUGUCCUGCCCCAGCUGCACCCCCACCUUUGGGGUGCAGCAUCUCCAUUCCCAGCAUGCCCUGGGCCCUCCCCCUUGUGAGUGUAACUCUUGAUCCUUUCCUUCAUGGUGGAGGAGGAUCAGUGGCACCUCUAACUCCCCUGGGCAGGUUUCCCAGCUGCUAAUUAAGUCUCCUUAAUCCUGGGAUUGGGUUGGCCCCAGACCCAGGCACUGCUGGAGGGAGUGGGGGUCAUUUCUCAGCUCAGGGUCCUCCCAUGAUUCUCUAUUCAGGGCUUCUGCCUUCCUUUCUGGGGGUCCCUAGCACCAGGAUGCAGCUAGUUCUGGGGUAGGGGAAGCAGAAUAGAACAGGGAUUCUCCUAGGGCUGAGUUGCAGCUAGUUCUGGGGUGGCAGAAGCGUGGCUGAGUGUAAUGGGCUUGGUCUGUAGAUACAGCCAGUUCUGGGGUGGGAGAAGCAGAGUAGAACAGGGAUCCUAGGCCUAAGGUGCAGCUAGUUCUUGGGUGAGCUUGGCCAAGUACACCAUGGACCUGGUGCUGGGAUGCAACUGCCUCUGGGCUUGUCUGUGCAGGGGAAAUAGGUUGAAUAGUGCAUCCAGGGCACCGGGAAUCUGCCCCUUCCCUCCCCCCGCUGCCCUGGUGGCCACACACGGAACAAAUGCGUCACAGGGGCCGUUCUCGGUCCCAUCCCCACCAUUAGUGAAGUGUCACUUUUUACAUUUGUUUGGUUUUUUUUGUGUAACUUGAGUUUGACUAUUUUCUGUUUCUCUCCAUGGUCAAUAAACUGCUCGGCCCGUC